CUCUGAAAAUUUACCACGUAUGGAGAAAAAUAGUAGUGGGAAACAAGAGCAAACAGUGAUUGAGUUCGGUAACAUCGAGAAGGAGACUCAGUUCUAUGUCAACUCACUCUCCUCCCGUGAAAUGGAUUCUCUUACUGCUAUUUGUGACACCUUCUUGCCCUCCAUCGGUGUCUCCGCCGGCGCCACCGUCAACGANCUUCCGGGAUUUCGGUUUCACCCGACGGAUGAAGAACUUUUAGGGUUUUAUCUUCGCAGAAAAGUUGACAAGAAACCCAUCAGUAUCGAUCUCAUCAAACAGAUUGAUAUCUACAAGCAUGAUCCAUGGGAUCUUCCAAAAAUUAGUACUACACUGGACAAGGAAGGGUACUUCUUUUGCAAAAGAGGGAGAAAAUAUAGAAACAGCAUAAGGCCAAAUAGAGUGACCGGGUCUGGAUUUUGGAAAGCAACUGGGAUCGAUAAGGCAGUACAUUCUGAUGGAGGACAAAGGCGAGAGUGCAUUGGACUUAAAAAAACACUAGUAUACUAUCGUGGAAGUGCAGGAAAAGGCACCAAAACUGAUUGGAUGAUGCAUGAGUUUCGCCUUCCCCCCACCGAUACUACCACCACCAAUGCUAAAACCAUUCUCCAAGAAGCGGUAGACGAGAAGAAUGAGAACUUUUCAUGGAAGGCAAUAGGCUACAAUGGACCAGACCCUAAGUUCAAGGCACAAACCAAUCAAUGCAAAACAUUGGAACAAGCUAUAUAUGAGACCUCAGAAGGAGAAGAAGAAGAGAGCAAAGAAAAUGUUGAUAAAGAAGAGCUUUAUGGACCUCUUUACAAAGGCCUCAUAACUAUGCAACUUCCAAGAGACAUAGUUGCCAGUAGUUUGAGGGAAGCAGGAUUCCCUGUCUCUGCUAGGCACAAGAAAGUUAAUGCACCAAGCAGCAUAAGCAACCCUUCUUUAGUAGUUAGAUGUGAUGCAGUGGUGGUUGGUUCAGGCUCAGGUGGUGGCGUAAUUGCUGGUGUUCUUGCAAAGGCUGGUUACAAAGUGCUUGUUUUGGAGAAAGGAAACUAUUGUGCUCGAACCAAUCUUUCGCUUCUUGAAGGUCCUACAAUGGAUCAAAUGUACUUGAAUGGUGGUUUGCUCGGAACUGAUGAUAUGGCGAUGGUUAUACUUGCAGGCUCUACUGUUGGUGGUGGCUCUACAAUCAAUUGGUCAGCUUCAAUUCAGACUCCACAACAUGUGGUUAAUGAGUGGUGUAAUGAGCAUGAGCUUGAGUUAUUUGAUAGUAAAUUGUACAAGGAAGCAAUGGAUGUCGUGUGUGAGAAAAUGGGAGUUCAAUCAGAAAUUGUUGAAGAAGGAUUCAAUAAUGCUGUUUUAAGAAGAGGGUGUGAAGAAUUGGGGUAUCCGGUAAAGAAUAUACCGCGGAAUGCACCAGCAGAUCACUAUUGUGGUUGGUGUUGUCUUGGCUGCAAGGAUGGAAAAAAGAAGGGUACAUCAGAGACAUGGCUUGUGGACUUGGUGAAUUCUGGUAAUAGUGCAAUUCUUCCUGGAUGUGAGGCAAUAAAAGUUCUGCACAACUCAAAGAAAGGACGAGAUCGUAACAUUGCAACUGGAGUGGCUUUUGAAUUCGAAUACAAAGGAGUAAAAGACAUCUGCAUAGUUGAGUCUAAAGUGACUGUUGUGGCAGGUGGUGCUUUAAGCACCCCAACUCUGCUAAAAAGAAGUGGCUUUAAGAAUGCUAAUAUUGGCAAAAACCUGCACCUCCAUCCUGUGACAAUGGCAUGGGGCUACUUUCCAGAUACACCUACUAAUGAAUGGCCAGAGAAAGAGAAGAAGAGCUAUCAAGGAGGAAUAAUGACAGCUAUGUGUAGUGUUGCUGCAAAUUUUGACAAAUCAGGUUAUGGAGCACUGAUUCAGACACCUUCACUACACCCUGGAAUGUUCUCAAGCUUGAUGCCAUGGGUUUCGGGCACAGACAUAAAAUUGAGGAUGUGCAAAUUCUCCAGGACAGCACAUGUGAUUGCCUUGGCGAGGGACAAAGGAUCAGGCACGGUGAAUUCACCAAACUCAAUAAGUUAUCAAAUGGAAGCUACAGACGAAGAGAAUCUGCAGAGAGGGCUGGAGAAAAUGCUGAGGAUAUUGGCUGCAGCUGGAGCAGAAGAAAUUGGAACACAUCAUGCUAAGGGGAAGAAACUAAAUGUGAAGCAAGUGAGUGCACAUGAGUUUGAAAGGUUUGUUAAAGAAGAGAGUUCAAGACCAUUAAGGGACUUAUCAACACCGCUAUGUUCAGCUCAUCAGAUGGGGAGUUGCAGGAUGGGAAAUGAUCCGAAAACAUCAGUAGUGAACCAAAUGGGGGAGACAUGGGAGGUUGAAGGACUUUAUCUGGCAGAUACAAGUGUUUUUCCAACUGCUUUAGGUGUGAAUCCAAUGAUCACAGUUCAGGCAAUAGCUUACUGUACUGCAGAAUCCGUUCUUGAAGUUCUGAAGAGGAAAAAGUGUAGGUAUUAACUGACUUGGCUAUGUUGAUCUUACUUCAUGUAAAAACUUUUAAACACAAUCAACUUUGCUUUAGUGUUCUCUCCAAGUUGUACAACAAUAAUAAAUUCAAUUUAAUCUUCUCUAUGGGACUGUUAGU
Messenger RNA from Pistacia vera, 2618 nucleotides. RefSeq names its product long-chain-alcohol oxidase FAO4A-like. The coding region runs from base 20 to 2491 and encodes 823 amino acids. The transcript has 4 exons. The record is from RefSeq and is a predicted model, not a curated record. Gene Ontology annotation, molecular function: flavin adenine dinucleotide binding; DNA binding; long-chain-alcohol oxidase activity. NCBI's taxonomy places the organism in Eukaryota, Viridiplantae, Streptophyta, Magnoliopsida, Sapindales, Anacardiaceae. Gene Ontology annotation, biological process: regulation of DNA-templated transcription.